This is a messenger RNA of Cyclospora cayetanensis, 1305 nucleotides long. RefSeq names its product 26S proteasome non-ATPase regulatory subunit 11 homolog. The record is from RefSeq and is a predicted model, not a curated record. Gene Ontology annotation, biological process: ubiquitin-dependent protein catabolic process. The coding region runs from base 1 to 1305 and encodes 434 amino acids. Lineage: Eukaryota; Apicomplexa; Conoidasida; Eucoccidiorida; Eimeriidae. Gene Ontology annotation, molecular function: structural molecule activity. The transcript is spliced from 3 exons. Gene Ontology annotation, cellular component: proteasome regulatory particle, lid subcomplex.
AUGCGGCAUGGCUCUUCUGAGGGCACAGGGGACGCUGCUGCUGCGGCAGCGGUAGCAGCAGGCUCAAGCCCUUCAGUAAACGCGGUGUCUUUGCUGCUGCAGGAGGCAGCAGCACAGGUUAGCAGCGAGAGAGAGAAGUCUGUGGAUCUCUGCAAGAGGGCGCUGGAGAUAGCGUCCGCUGCAGCGGCUGCCGGUGACUCCCGUUCAUCAGCAGGCGGGGAGACGAAUGGCAGUAAGGCAGGGGAGGAGCAUUCCCUGCCUUCCCGCGAGGAGGCCUUGCGUUUGUAUGAGCAGGGUCUGGCAUGGCUUGCGGGAGUGUAUGCGGAGGCAGGCGACACUGCUGGAGUGUGCGCGCUGCUGGAAUCUUCGCAUGAUUUGUUGCGACAGCUGCCCAAAGCUCGGACGGCCAAAUUGGCCGGAGUGCUGCACGCGCAUGACAGAGACUACAAGACGGCCUUUUCGUACUUCUUCGAGGCCUUUGAAGCCUUCAGCGCGCAGGAGGCAGCCCAGAACGCCUUGAGGAAGCACCAACAGAACAAGAUGGGGGAGAGGCCAAUCGCAGGCAGUAAGGCAUAUCCACCAGCUGGUUGGGAUGCGAUGGCCGUUGCCGACUUGCUGGCGUCUCCUGCGUGCGUGGAAGAGUGCUGUGGCGUGCUCCUGACUCUUGUUGGCGUUUCAGGAGAUGAUAGGGCGCUCGCCCUGCAGUCUCUGAAGUACAUGUUGUUGGCGAAGAUCCUAAUGGGCCGACCUCAGGACGUGCCCGUUAUUCUCUCUGGCAAGCAAGGGCUCCGCUACUACCACCAACCCGGACUGCCCUCCGCCUCGGCUGCUCACGUGGACGCCUCCGUCGUGGCUUCGACAGAAGUGUCUGCGGACGUGCAGGGGCUUGAGGCGCUGCGGCUCCUGUCCAUUUGCAGGAAGGAGAGCUCCUUGAAGAUGUUUGGCGCUCUGCUAGAGUCGCACGGGAAGGAGCUGGAAGGUGACCCUGUGCUGCAGCAGCACAUUGAAGAGCUGUACGAGACCUUGCUGGAGAAGGACCUUAGCAAGACCCUGCAGGCUUUCUCCCGAGUAGAGCUCUCCCAUGUGGCACGGCUGAUAGGGCUGCCCGAGCAGAAGGUCGAAGAGAAGCUGUGCGAGAUGAUGCUGGAUGGCAAGCUGCAUGGCACCCUGGAUCAAGGAGUUGGGGUCUUGGUUCUCUUUGACACGCAGCAGACUCCCAAACUCUACACGGAUGUGUUGGGAACUGUGGCCAAUAUGGCAGCGGUGGUAGACGCGCUAUAUGACAAGGCUCAACAGACGCUCUAG